AUGGGUAAGGGGAAACCGAAGGCUGAUGGUAAUGGGAAACCGAAGGCUGAUGGUAAUGAAGUUAGAACUGGGUGGAAAGAUCCUAAAGAAUUAAAAGCUUAUUGUGAUUUGUCUGCUGCCCAAGUCCUAGACGGCAAGAAGCAUAAUGGAUUUUUGAGAAAGGAAGGGGUUGAUGAAGUGAUUGAGCAGUUAGGUGAAAUGGGAAAAGUGGUGACUCCCACGCAGUUUAAAAACAAAUGGGAUCAUCUGAGAAAGUGUUGGAAGACUUGGAAGGAGUGUUUUAGUGAGACUGGGUUAGGUUAUGAUCCUGUAACUGGGGUUAUUCACAUGACUGAUGAGUGGUGGACCCGAAAGAUUCAGGCAUGUCCCAAGGCGGCAACUUAUAAAAACAAACCAUUGCCGAAUAUUAAGUCCAUGGAAAUCAUGUUUGAAGGCACGAUUGCAACGGGAAAACAUGCGUUCUGCACAAGUGGUGAAAUACCAAAUGAUUGCACCGAAGGGUCUGGGGACUCCGCUGAUAGCAAAGAAUUUGUUGACCCCCAAUGUGAACCCUCUGCGAACUCAGUUGACCCAAUGGAAGUUGAAGGGCCAGCAUCGUCUAGAGCAAGACCAGCAGUGAAUAAGGGGAAGGGCCUGGCAAGCGCUUUUCAACUUUUUAGGGGAAUUUGCAAGAAACCAAGAAAGAAGCGUUCAACCAUGCAAGAGAUGUCUGACUCUUUGAAGAGCAUGUCAGAUAUUGUUGAAAGUAGAAGCGUAAGUACGCACAAUACACCAUUUCGCACCACAGCAGCUAAUGAGAUGCAAGCAAUUAUGGACAUGGUGUUAACUCUUCUUGGGGUGCAAGCGGAUGAUCGUCUUCAUAUGUUCAGCACCUUCUUCUUCAUGAAUAACGUAGAUGGUAGGAACAUGUUUGCAGCUAAUGUUGAGAGGAAGGAGGUCCAGCUGAGGUGGCUAGAGAAGCAGUACGAAAUCAACCCUCAGUUUCAUGUUCUCUGA
Quercus robur (English oak) is the source of this 996-nucleotide messenger RNA. RefSeq lists its product as uncharacterized. Lineage: Eukaryota; Viridiplantae; Streptophyta; Magnoliopsida; Fagales; Fagaceae. Bases 1 to 996 code for a protein of 331 amino acids. The transcript is spliced from 2 exons. The record is from RefSeq and is a predicted model, not a curated record.